Molecule: messenger RNA, 933 nt
Organism: Ilex paraguariensis (yerba mate)
Lineage: Eukaryota; Viridiplantae; Streptophyta; Magnoliopsida; Aquifoliales; Aquifoliaceae
Source: the annotation of a GenBank genome assembly
AUGACUUCUGACAUAAACUAUCUUGUGUUCUUCUCUCUUUUGCUUUUCUUUCCCACUUUGACCAUGGCUAACAUAUCUUUGAGCUCAUCACUAUCUGCCAAUAGCGACAACUCUUCAUGGAAUUCCCCAUCUGGGGACUGUGCUUUUGGUUUCCACCAGCUUAAUAAAACAAACACCUUUCUUCUUGCAAUUUGGUAUGCAAAAAUACCUGAUAAAACAAUUGUUUGGCAUGCAAAUUUGACUAAUCCGAUUCAAAGAGGGUCGAGACUCGAGCUCAGGACGACUGGACUGGUUUGGGAAAGCUUCGAAAAUCCCAUAGACAUCAUUUUGCUAACCCAAGUAUUGGGAUUGGGAGGCAAAUUGUAUUCAAGGCUAAAUGAAGCCAAUUACUCAAAGGGGCAGAAGCUUCAGGGUUUGACUUGGCCAUUUGGAGAUUAUGAUCGCUUGGGACCUUAUAAUCAGACUGAUUGUGAACAGUCUUGCUUGCAUGAUUGUUUGUGUGCUGCUGCCAUAUUUGAUGGCUUAAAUUCAAUAUGUUGGAAGAAGAAACUGCCACUUGCUAACGGACGAUUCCAGCGUGGAUCACUGGUUCUCAUCAAAGUAAGGAGAGAUGUUUCUAGCGUCCCAGGCAUGCCCAAUAUUCCGUCAAAUCGUUCUGGUAACACCAAGACAGAGAAGCAUUUUCUCUUAGGAUCACUGGGAAGUUCCAUGUUCUUCAAUUUUCUUUUGCUAGUUUUGAUUGCUCGAAUCAUUUUAUUUAGGCGCAAGAAGAAAAGGCCUGCAAAAGAUCCAGCAGCAAUUGAGCCAAAUCUACGCUUAUUUAGUUUCAGAGAACUCAAAGAAGCAAUAGAUGGGUUCAAGGAUGAGCUAGGAAGAAGUUAUUCUGGCUGUGUUUAUAAAGGCANAGUUUCAGAGAACUCAAAGAAGCAAUAG